AUAUGUUAUAAUCGCCUCUCGAUUUCCGUAACAACUCAGUCCAGUUUCGACACCCAGGAGUCAUGCUAGCAGUAUGGGUCUUUGCCCUAGUACUUCUAUCAUCUUUGCAAGUGGAAACCAAGUUCAAGAGUCUCCACUGUGCAAACUAUGAUGAAUCUUUGGGCAAAAUUUUACUGUGCAGAAUCAAGGCUAUCAACCGAUACAGGAACUCGAUCAGUAUUCAAUUCAGACAGCUGAAGACUGUCAAUAAUGUGCAUAUGCGUUUGGAGUUAUUCAAACGUGCCAAUGGCUGGCGGCCUUUUCUCUACAAUAUUUCAUUUAACUUGUGUGAUUUUCUAUCUAAACGAAACAAUCUGAUCGUGAGCCUUGGCUAUGAAUAUCUUAAGCCUUAUAUUCCAAUAACCAAUUACACGUGUCCUUUUAAGAAAAAUCAUUUAAUAAAAUGUACUGACCUGGAGUUUGAUAUUGAAAAGUUUCGAGUUCGCUUCCCCAUUGAAUCGGGCGAAUACGCUUUGCAGUUAAGUUUUAUAGUCCAGAGGAAAGUCACAUUGACUCUAAAUGGAUCACUUGAAUACCGCAAUUACCGAGAGCGCUAA
Drosophila rhopaloa is the source of this 596-nucleotide messenger RNA. RefSeq lists its product as uncharacterized. The record is from RefSeq and is a predicted model, not a curated record. The transcript is spliced from 3 exons. Bases 63 to 596 code for a protein of 177 amino acids. NCBI's taxonomy places the organism in Eukaryota, Metazoa, Arthropoda, Insecta, Diptera, Drosophilidae.